AUGAAAAAAUAUCAUACAGUUUUACUUAAAAAAAUUCGAUCAAUACAUCAGAAAUAUAAAGAAAUUGAAGAAAAUGUAAAAGAACAAGAUCAAAAAUUAAUUUUAUUAGAUGAUAAAACAUUAGAAGCUCGUUUAAAAGAUCUCUCAAAAAAUUUUGAAGAAGGAACAGUUGCAAUGAAUGAAAAUCAAUUAAAAACUGGAUCUGAAUUGAAUCAAAUUUUAUGUCGAGAAUUAGAACAAACAAGUAAAUUAUUUGAAACAAGUGUAGAACGUCAAUCAAUAUUAAAUGGUACAUGUACAAUUGCAUUAGUAUUUUUAACUUAUCUUGAUCCAUUCACAUAUGGAUUUUGA
Messenger RNA from Adineta steineri, 351 nucleotides. NCBI's taxonomy places the organism in Eukaryota, Metazoa, Rotifera, Eurotatoria, Adinetida, Adinetidae. The record is from the annotation of a GenBank genome assembly.